Messenger RNA from Chaetomium globosum CBS 148.51, 3045 nucleotides. RefSeq lists its product as uncharacterized. The transcript has a single exon. Gene Ontology annotation, cellular component: spindle pole; gamma-tubulin complex; centrosome. The coding region runs from base 1 to 3045 and encodes 1014 amino acids. The record is from RefSeq and is a predicted model, not a curated record. NCBI's taxonomy places the organism in Eukaryota, Fungi, Ascomycota, Sordariomycetes, Sordariales, Chaetomiaceae. Gene Ontology annotation, molecular function: gamma-tubulin binding; microtubule minus-end binding. Gene Ontology annotation, biological process: microtubule nucleation; meiotic cell cycle; cytoplasmic microtubule organization.
AUGGCAGACGAAGAUGAUCCCUCCAACCUCUUCGCUAUUCCCGAUUUAUGGCGACCUCCGGCUUGGCUCGACGACACUAUCACCAACGCCACCAGUAUCGACAAUCUUGGCAAACACAACACCCUUUUUACGCUAAAUGUACUAAGAGAGGCAUUUCCAAGCUCCUCUCAGGGCCUCAUCGACACAGGCGAGGUUCAUGUCCUACAUAGGACCCAAGAUGAUGAUGAUGCCUUCUUCAAGCUGCCCUCUGUUCUAAAGGAAUUGGCCGACCAAAACUCCAAAUCACACACCGAGCUCAGCGAAUACGGUGUUGGGCACCCCGAAUCUGAGUCUGAGCCUGAGCCUGAGCCUGAGCCUGAGUCUUCAACCACCUGUUUGGACGACGACGACUUCUGGCUGUCUCCGGAAAACGACGCCAUCAGCCCCUCUUUAUUCAGGACUUGGGAGAGCUUCGACAAUUUGGAGCAAGAACAGGGCACAUUAUUUAUCUCUGAAGCGGGGCCCGCCGCAUUUGAUGCUUUAUUGGCAUCCAAUCAAGCGGCCGGUGAUAUCCUCGAUGUGUUGGAUGCCACAAUCUACUGCGCAUGUUUAUCGAACCUCGCCCUAGGGAGGAGUUCUGUCUUGUUCUCGUGGGAGUCGGAGAAGAAUUCUUUUGUCAAGACGAGCCCUUGUCUCGGCAUCUCUGGACUGUCUCUGGAAACGGUCAAAGCCGUCGACAAGCUCUGCCUCGACUGCGGAAACUCGGCCAGGCAUCUCCAAGCGUUCGCCGAGGGCGCAUACUCUAUCGCCUCCACUCCCACCCGGGUCGCUCUCGCCGGUGUCGUUGACCGGCUGGUGACGGCGGUCCGAUCUGAGCUCAAAAACAACAGUCACGGUGUGAGGUCGAUCCUCCAGCUACAAUCCGUCGUCCAGCCGGCUCGGUCGAUCCUCUUGUACUUCAAGGGGCUUGUUAAGAAACUGGCCCAGGAAACGUCCGACGAGGGAAUGCUGUCAUGUCUCUUCCAGGAGGCGCAGGCUUCCGAGUACCGGGAUGGCCUUAUAGAAGAUGUUACGAGGGAAGUUCUGCGUGUUUUAUCCCAACCGUGGAUCGAGUUUGUUGAAGAAUGGGUUGGUCUUAGGGCCGAAAAUGGGAUUGCCAUGACUAAAACGGGGCCCAGCAAAGGCUUUGUCAAUAUCGUAGACAAGAUGUGGAUUGAUGAUCAGGGUUUUGAACUAGAAGAGGCCGACUAUUUCCUUGACGAGGACAGAGUACCGACCUUUAUUCCGGAGGAUAUGGCCAGGUCUAUUUUUGAGACUGGCCAAAACCUCCGGUUUCUGCGCGAACAUCAUCCGGAACAUCCACUCGCCAGACCGGACUUAGUUUCUCUGGCGAUGCCGCCGAAGUUGGAAUGGGAGUUCAACUGGGACGCCGUAUCACAGCUAGAAGCGAGAGUCAACCAGUACCAAAACGCAGUGGUCCGAGCCAUUAAAGGGACACUGUCGGGGACGCCCCAAGCCGCGCCGUAUGGCGCCAACAAGCGGAAGUACGACGUUGCGGAGCUCGAGUAUUUUGGAAAAGACGAAACCCAGGUGCGAGAAAAUAUUCUUGCUUCGAUACGCCAGCUUGACCAGUCACUUGGAAAUCCCGAGCCUCGGGAUGAGCUUACUCGACUUCUUCGCCAUCGGCUAUAUCAAACGCCAGAGACAUCACACAGCCCCAGGGGCCUCACCCCCCAUUGGACAUUGGUACCCCUUUUGUCGUUCGGUCCAGUCAUCGAAACCCAGUCAGUUCUCAUAAACAGCGAGUGUAUGAAGCUGCUCUUUAGCGCCCAUCACCUCCGCGUUCACAUCGACCUCCUUAAACAAUAUUUUCUCCUCGAUAAUGGCCUCCUUGUUAGUCGCCUCACACACGCCCUCUUUGACCCUGACCUCUCUACUGCCGAACGCCGCGCUGGCGUCGCCCUCGGCAGUGGGACGAUGGGUCUCCGUCUUGGAAGUCGCCAAACUUGGCCGCCCGCCAGCUCCGAACUUCGCCUCGCCCUCAUGGGUGUCCUAUCCGACUGCUACGAGUCCCCCACGCCUCGCCUCGAUACUAAUGCGGGCGCAAACAACUCCAGUUCAACCCUCCCAGGCGACCUCAGUUUCACGGUCCGGGAUCUCUCCCCGCAAGAAAUAGACCGCUGCAUGGACCCCCACGGCCUCGAAGCCCUCGAUUUCUUGAGGCUAUCCUACAAACCGCCGGCUACCCUCCGUCCCAUCAUGUCCCCGGCCAUCCUCCUAAAAUACGACCGCAUAUUCAAACUGCUGCUCCGCGUCCUGAGGAUGCUAUACGUCGCGAACCAACUCUCCCGCGACCAACGGCGGAAUAGCGGAGAAGAAAGCAACGCAUCCCGCCGCUUCCGCAUCGAAGCCACGCGCUUCAUCCACCACAUCGCCGCCUACUUCUUCGACAUCGGCAUCAAGCAGCCCUGGGCGCGCUUCGAGGCCUGGCUGGACGGCGUGCAGGCCGAAACCGAAGCUGAAGUCGAAGCCGACGAGUGCAGGGACGGGGUUUCUACGAACAAAACGGGCCACGGGGACGACAACAACAAGAACAAAAGGAAACAGAAGAUGGCGCCGGGCAGCGGCAGCGACAAAAACACCACCGCCGGGCCCGAGGUGCUGCGCGCGCAGCAGGAGCGUGUGCUGGACGAGAUGAUGGGCGUGCUGUUCCUGCGCAAGCGGCAGGCGCCGGUCAUGGGCCUGCUGGAGGAGACGUUUGGCGUGGUGUUGCGGUUUGCGCGGCUCGUCGGGGCUGGGGCUGCGGCUGGUCGUGGGGAGAGUGGUGGUGGGGGUGAGGCGGAGACGGCGCGGGAGUUGUAUGGCUUGUUUCGGAAAAAGGUGGAGGUGUUUGUGACGGUUUGUAGAGGGCUGGGGGAGAAGAUGGCGGUUUCGGCGGCGGCUGUUGCUGCUGCGGGGGCGGGAGCGGGGGCGGGGGCGGGUAUGGGGAGGGAGGGUGGUUGUGUUGAGCAGUUGUUGUUGAGGUUGGAUAUGGGGGGGUUUUAUGGGAGAGAGGCUGUUAGGUAG